Messenger RNA from Fulvia fulva, 372 nucleotides. RefSeq lists its product as uncharacterized. The transcript is spliced from 2 exons. Lineage: Eukaryota; Fungi; Ascomycota; Dothideomycetes; Mycosphaerellales; Mycosphaerellaceae. The coding region runs from base 1 to 372 and encodes 123 amino acids. The record is from RefSeq and is a predicted model, not a curated record.
AUGGACAAACAGCCUCCAACCAACUUCAACCCCAAAGGCGGAAGUAUCGUCUUUAUGGGCUCCGUAGCCGCGUACGUUGCCAGUAAAGGGCAGAACACGAGCGAUUACUGUGCCAGCAAGGGCGCGGUUGUGGCUUUGUGUAAGGCUUCAGGUGUGGAGAUGGCGCAUAGGUGUAUUCGCGUCAAUAGUAUAUCGCCGGGUUACACAAUGACGGACAUGACACUUGUCGCGGUUCGAAGUGGAUUAGAGCAUGGGGUUGCGCUGGACUGGACGUCAGCGAACCUUGGUGAUUUACGAGCCUAUAGUGUUGUCAUUGCUGCUCCGCGUAUUAUCUCUGCACGACCUCAAGACAGUGCUGAGACAGACUGGUAG